UUGCCCCCUCGGUACGUAUCUUCGAAGUCGUCGCUCCGUAAAGCGGUGGCCAAAAGGGUGUUACUCGGUGAAUCUUCGAGUGCCUGCGCUUCAAGCCCCACGGAAACAUAGAAAGCAAGAACGGAAAAAAGUUGGCGGAGUGGAACUUUUAGCGACGUCGGUGGACCCAGUGAAAGUCCCGAGGAAGAAAACAUUUUCCUCGGUUUCGUCGCAUAGUCUCCGAGCCUGGUGGGCGACGUGCACGCUGAUUCGGCGCUGAGCACGUCCAAGCUGGGCAGGCAGUACGUGGCCCUCGACUCGGACUGCAUGAGUGUCAAGAGCGAGCACAACCUCACCAAUGCGCUCAUACAGAACAACUGUCGCGCUCCCAUGGCGAGCCUGGAGUGCCUGGACGAGGGUACACUGUCCAGCGGCAGCUCCGUGCUGGCCAGCCAGCCACCCACCAGACAAGUGUCUAUGUUUGCACCACCUACCGUCCGCUACAGAAAUCUUGGAAAAUCAGGACUACGCAUAUCAAACGUCGGUUUAGGAACCUGGGUGACGUUCGGCUCACUAAUAUCAGAAGAGGUUGCGGAGGACAUCGUGACAGCCGCCUUCGACAAUGGGAUCAACGUCUUCGACACGGCCGACAUUUACGCCGGAGGAAAGGCCGAGGUGGCUCUUGGCAAGGUGCUCAAGAAGAAGCGAUGGAGACGGUCAUCGUACGUAGUUACAACAAAGUUGUUCUGGGCGACAAAGUCCGAUUCCGAACGAGGGCUGUCCAGGAAAGCCAUCAUUGAAGGUCUUCAGGCGUCGCUAGAGCGCCUACAGCUGAACUACGUAGACAUAAUGCUAAUCAACAAGGCCGACUCCAUGUGUCCCAUGGAAGAGAUAGUGCGGGCGUGUACAUACUGCAUUAACCAGGGGAUGGCCAUGUACUGGGGCACGUCACGAUGGAGCGCCGUGGAAAUAAUGGAAGCGUACACAGUGGCGAGGCAGUGUCACCUGGUGCCCCCCGUCGCGGAACAGACCGAGUACCACAUGUUCCACAGGGACAAGGUGGAACUGCAGCUACCAGAGCUGUGCCAGAAGAUCGGAAUUGGCACAAUGUCGUGGUCGCCGCAGGCCUUCGGCGUUCUGACGGGAAAAUUUGACGAAGGCGUCAACCUACUCUCAAGGGGCUCGUUCAGGCAAUAUGUUUCGGCCGUGACGGACAAGGUGGACCGUCCGGAGAAGGCCAUCUGCGAGGAGUCCGGCGGUCGCUUCACGCGGCAACACUCUAAGCUACAGGAGCUCUCGUACAUCGCCGACAGGCUCGGCUGCAGCUGCAAUCAGCUCACUAUCGCGUGGUGUCUGAAGAGCGAACACGUGCACACCGUUCUCGUGGGCGCCUCUUCAGUGGACCAGUUGUACGACCACCUGGGCGCAUUGCAGGUGGUCCCGAAGCUGACGUCGGCCGUGAUGGGCGAGAUCGAGAAAGUCCUGGACAACCGGCCGCGGCCGGUGCCGCCACCCAGGUGACAAUUGCAGGAGCCCUGGCUGGGGCCCCGAGCACCUAUACCCGACAGCCCCGGAUCUCAGCAGCUACAGCCGCAGCAGCACAUCGCACUCGAACUGGACGACCCGGGCCCGGCCGAAGAAGGAGGCCGCGUGCAGCGCUUCUUCGCGAGCGUCGCGCACGCCUGUGUCAUCCAGUAGCGCUGCCUAUUGUUCUACAUACAGUGUACAUACGGUAUCCGCAUUGCGAGACUACCGCGGGCGUUUCUCUUGUUCUUCCGUGCUCGGUCAGGUGACCAUAUAUGCCUGUCGACACGAAAUACCGAAGUGGACUGUACCUGCGGGAACCAC
Messenger RNA from Rhipicephalus sanguineus (brown dog tick), 1827 nucleotides. It is a transcript of the gene Hk, whose product is annotated as voltage-gated potassium channel subunit beta-2. Gene Ontology annotation, molecular function: transmembrane transporter binding; potassium channel regulator activity; voltage-gated potassium channel activity. NCBI's taxonomy places the organism in Eukaryota, Metazoa, Arthropoda, Arachnida, Ixodida, Ixodidae. The coding region runs from base 307 to 1500 and encodes 397 amino acids. Gene Ontology annotation, cellular component: cytoplasm; voltage-gated potassium channel complex. The transcript has 16 exons. Gene Ontology annotation, biological process: potassium ion transport; regulation of potassium ion transmembrane transport. The record is from RefSeq and is a predicted model, not a curated record.